Molecule: messenger RNA, 1664 nt
Organism: Drosophila elegans
Lineage: Eukaryota; Metazoa; Arthropoda; Insecta; Diptera; Drosophilidae
Product: malectin
Exons: 1
Coding region: 177-1226 (349 amino acids)
Cellular component (GO): membrane
Molecular function (GO): carbohydrate binding
Source: RefSeq, a predicted model, not a curated record
UUGAGAACCCAUCGUUGCAGCCCUGUACGCUCUGUAUAGAAAUAAAUUUGUUGAUGGAUUUAUUGCGGCCCCUUAAGCGAGCUAGAAUCACUUUAGCUAGUUAGGCGACGGGACUUCGACCAGGACAAAUUCCGGAAAACUCAGAAGCCAGAAAAGAGGUCCUCCGAACGGGGAAAAUGCAAAGUGAAUUCUGGGGCAAAACAAAAACUGCUGACAUGUGCAACGUAGCAUGGAAAAGGGGGCUGCUUUGCUGGGACUGCUUGCGGGCAAGUGGUCAAAGGACCUGGAUGCCCCUGUUCCUGCUCCUGGCACUCAUCCUAAUCGCUAGCUCCUCAGCCGCCGAACCCCUGAAAGUCAUAUACGCCGUUAACGCUGGCGGAGAUGAGCACACCGAUCUAAAUGGCGUCCAAUACGAUGCGGAUCCUUUGAAGGGCAUUGGGAUCGCUUCGGAUUACGGCAAACACCUGCUGAUGAUUGGCCGGGUGCAGGAACAGGACGAGGUGCUCUACAGGACCGAACGCUAUCACACCACCACCUUUGGCUAUGACUUACCCAGCGAUGGCGAUGGAGAUUACGCCCUGAUAAUGAAGUUCUGUGAGGUUUACUUCGAUGCGCCGCAGAAGAAAGUAUUCGAUGUGCUCCUCAACCGAAAGCACGUGGUCGUCCGGCAACUGGACAUCUACAACCAGGUGGGCAGGGGCUCGGCCCACGACGAGAUCGUGUACUUCAAGAUCAACAAUGGUCGAUUAAACUACGAGGGCGAGGUAUCCGAUGUGCGGAAUGGUCGCCUGCGACUCGACUUCAUCAAGGGAGCCCUGGAUAAUCCCAAGAUCAAUGCCUUCGCCUUGCUCAAAGGAGAUGUGAGCCAAGUCGCGCGACUGCAUGGCACUGAGGCGAGUGAAAGGAUCAAGCCGGAGGGCAAGCAAAAUGCCGAACAGAAGCCAGGACAGGUGGAGCGGGUGGUGCGCAACCAGCGGGAGGAUAUCGAUGAGGAUGACGAGGAUCUGGACGACGAGGAGUUUGAGGAUGAGGUGGCCGAUCAGCAGCAGCACAAUGAUCAGCUGGGCAGCGAUCAGUUGUCACAGCAAUCGUCAGACUCCAAGCGAUCAUAUAGCGGGCCACGUCAGCCCAAUCCGUACUCCAUGGACGACUCCUCCAUCCUGUUGCCGGUCUUCAUCGCCAUCGGGGCCUUCAUACCGCUGCUGUUCUGCCUCUGCAAGCUGUGAUCCCAAUCCCAAUCACCCGUCGCCCACUCAACGAUCUCGGCCUGCGUUGAUUUCCUGCUUUGUGAUUUUGUGAUUUUGAUAAAAGACUUUAUUGUAUACUUAUCGUUUAGUUCGUACAUUAGGCAUACCCUAGAGAUCAAUUCCCUGGAUCCCAAGACGCACAGCUCUCUCUCUUUCUCUCUCUCUCUCUCUCGCUCUAUCACCCUGUACUUUCCAUAUUUUAUAAGAAUUUUUUUCAUGUUCCUUUGGUUGACCACUGCCGCCACAGGCUCGGGUACUUAAUCGUUGAGUCACUUAAUUUAUAUUCUCUGAUCCGUUGAUCGCUUGUCUCGGGGAUGUGCGCACAAAUUGUAAGCCGUUUGCAGGACAGUUUUGCUUGGAAACUGCUAAUUUUGAAUGAAAUUAAAUAAAAGAAACUUUGUUUGUUAUUGAACAAAA